Setaria italica (foxtail millet) is the source of this 945-nucleotide messenger RNA. RefSeq lists its product as uncharacterized. The transcript has 2 exons. Lineage: Eukaryota; Viridiplantae; Streptophyta; Magnoliopsida; Poales; Poaceae. The record is from RefSeq and is a predicted model, not a curated record. Bases 1 to 945 code for a protein of 314 amino acids.
AUGGCUGAGGAGGUUGGGGUGAUUGAUCUGGCAGUGGCUGAUGAGGUUGUCCAGGUUGCUGGGGCUGGUGCAGAGCAGCGCCCUAGGGGUGCUAUGCGCUGGACUAGUGCCAUGUCUUCCUUUGUCCUGCGCCGUAUGUGCCAGCUGAUUGAGAGUGGUGUUAGAACAGACAAGGGCUUCAAGGAGGUCCACCUGAACCAAGUUGCCAAGUACCUGCAGGAGUUUAGUGGCAAUGAAGUGUCUGGUACUCAAGUGUAUAACCACUUGAGGAAGUGGAGACAGAGAUGGAUGAGGGUGUCCAAGCUUAGGGAACUAAGUGGUGCCCUUUGGAUUGAGGAGAAUUGCAUGAUCAGCCUUGAUGAGGAGCACUAUAAGGGACACAUCAAGGCACACCCUAAGGAUGCUGAAUUUCUGAACAAACACAUUGAGAACUACAAGGAGAUGAUGAUCAUUUUUGGCAAUGGGUUGGCCACUGGCAAGUAUGCUAUGGGUUCUAAUGAGGCUCUAGGUAGCCCAUCUGACUUUAUAGAUAUCUCAAUCAAGACUGAACCAUAUGAUGAGGACAAGGCAGCCAAGUGCAUUGAUGAUGUUGCUAAGGUCUUUGGAGAAGCACCCAAGGAUACAAUAGAGGUCAUUAGUGGUUCUGGUCCUAGCAAGAAGAGGAAGAGGUCUGUCCUCACUGAGGAGGACCAUCUGGUGAUGAGCAGUAUGACUGAGGCAGUGAGGGAUGUUGCUUCUGCUAUCCGUGAGACCAAGGUUGAGGUGUUGAACCCUGAUCUGUACAGUGCAGUGAUGUACAUGCCAGGGUUCAGUGAGGAGGCUCUGAUCUGUGCUUUCUCCCAUCUGGUUGACAACAAGGCCCAGGGUGAUGCCUUUGUCAACAUGGCUGAGAACCACCGCGUCCUUUGGCUAAGGACAUGGCUUGCCAAGAAUUCCUACAUGUAG